Molecule: messenger RNA, 1294 nt
Organism: Aspergillus welwitschiae
Lineage: Eukaryota; Fungi; Ascomycota; Eurotiomycetes; Eurotiales; Aspergillaceae
Product: sterol desaturase family protein
Exons: 3
Coding region: 205-1107 (300 amino acids)
Biological process (GO): lipid biosynthetic process
Molecular function (GO): iron ion binding; oxidoreductase activity
Source: RefSeq, a predicted model, not a curated record
CGGUAGGGAUUCGCCGUAUAUAUAAGAUGGCGGGAAUAACAACUCCAACACAGUAGUAGCUUCUGCGCCUGAAUUGUAUACUUUGAACAAUUGACCGCGUAUUUCCCCUUGCCUUUGUCCGAAGCACGCACUUCUGACCGCAACCGGGAUCCCUCCAACAACCCUAACGAUAUCCCCGGGCUAUACUAUACACCUUAAAUCGCGAUGGAUGUCGUGCUCGAUGUCCUCGACACAUUCGUCCUCGAUCGAGUGUACGCCUCAGUCUUGCCAGGUGGAAAUAAUAGUACCUCAGAUUUUGAUACUUCGUUCCUUCUGAACCAACAUGUUGGCCGUUACUACCCUCUUCAACCCUCGCAAUGGGCGACCGCCAGUCGCUGGAAGCGCGAUGACCUGCCGAGACAAGCUACCUCGCUGUUGUUUAUCACAUGGCUCUUCGGUCUAGCCAUAUACUUCAUCGGCAGCACCAUCUUUUACCACACAUGGUGGGACAAGUCCCUGCUCAAACAUCCACGGUUCCUGAAGAACCAAGUCCGUCUGGAAAUCGAGCAAGCCCUGUUCUCCAUUCCGAUAAUGGCUAUCCUCACGGUUCCGUUCUUCCUAACCGAGAUUCGCGGCUGGUCCAAGCUGUACGAUUUCGCCAGUGAAGCUCCGUUCCCUGCAUACAACUGGCUUCAGUACCCACUGUUCGUGGCAUUUACAGAUUCCGGGAUCUAUUGGAUUCAUAGAGCGGAGCAUCAUCCUCUGGUAUAUCGGUGGUUGCACAAGAGACAUCACAAGUGGCUGGUGCCGACACCUUUUGCAAGUUUCGCGUUCAAUCCACUGGACGGGUGGGCACAGAGUCUCCCGUACCACGUCUAUCCGAUACUGUUCCCAUUGCAGAAGGGUGCAUAUCUGGGAUUGUUUGUUUUCGUCACACUGUGGACGGUUCUGAUCCACGACGCCGACUGUCUUUCCCAUUCUGCUGUCAUCAAUGGCCCUGAAUGCCACACCCUGCACCACUUGUACUUCAACUAUAACUAUGGGCAGUUCACAACGUUCUGGGAUCGCGUUGGAGGAACCUAUCGGAAAGCCCGCGGCGACGAGUUCAAGACCAUCAAGAGUCAAUAGGAUGCACGCGCAUAAAAUUGCUCGCCUAUAGGGGUGCAGCACUGCUAUAUGACUCGAGUUCAUACCGCCGGUCGGGAAAACCGGUCAUUGAGCCUAAUCGUGUAAUAUUAAUGUUAAUAAUGUUAAUAAUGGAUAGAAUGGUCCCUGAUCUGUACAUAAUAUUAGACAAGACAUAUCGAACUAUGUC